UUGAAUCAAAGUGGCCAGUUCAGUAACAGUGUUAGUAACGAUGAAGAAAGCGUCUCAACACAAAUGUACCAAGAGAUUCUAACAAUCUAUGUGUGUGGGUCAGUGUAGUAAUGGAGGGUGGAUCGAGUCUCCACUACUCCUUUCAUGACCCAUGCUGUGUUGGCGCUUUGUAAUAUACAACAAUUUAUAUGUAUUCUUUUUUUUUCCCUCCAACAGACUGUGGUGCUCGUGAUCUUGGUGGCGGCGGCGGCUUUGGCGGCCCCUCAGAGCUACGGCGCUCCUGGCAUUGGAGGAGCUGGUGGUGGUGGCGGUGGCGGCGGCGGCGGCGGCGGCGGAAUCAUAUCUGGAGGUGGCGGAGGUUCUGGCGGGUACAGUGGAUCAGGCGGUUCGGGCGGGUUCGGUGGAUCGGGAGGUUCCGGCGGGUCAGGAGGGUACAGUGGAUCAGGCGGUUCCGGCGGAUUCGGUGGAUCGGGAGGUUCCGGCGGGUCAGGAGGAUACGGUGGACAGGGCGGCGGGCAGUACGCCCCCGCCAACUACAACUUCAAGUGGGACGUGAACGACCAGCCUUCAGGCAACGACUAUGGCCACCAGGAGGAGAGGAACAACGACGACACCAGCGGCAGUUACUACGUCCAGUUACCAGACGGUCGACGUCUUAUAGUCGAGUACUACGUUGACGCGUGGGGGUACCACCCCACCAUCACCUAUGAAGGCCAGGCGCAAUAUCCCAGCGGAUCGGGUGCAGGUGGAGGCCUUGGCGGAGGCCUAGGCGGAGGCCUAGGUGGAGGCUUGGGUGGUGGCGGUGGUGGUGGCCAGGGUUACUAUCAAUAGAUAUUAUGGCUUUCUCAGGCGGGAUUACUACCACAAAAAUUCUCACCUUCGUCCUUGUGGCUUCUGGUUGGCGGAGGUUGCAGGAAGGCUACUACUGCUGUAAACUGCUGUCUUCAGGCUAGCUCUCCCUGUGAUGAUAGCGGGUCAUCAGUCCAGCUAUCAUCAAAGCAGCUAUUCCGGCUAUCUCUGUGAAGAUACAAGUCCUCAAACCAGCUAUGCAUGUGAACGUAGCUGGUUUUUACACUAGGUAUCCCUUUGAAGACAGCCGAUUUUUUUUCACGAACUAUCCCUGUCAAAGUACCGGGUUUCAAAAGGAAGCCUGACAGCACAUUUUUCAACACUUCAACAUCUCAAGAUAGCAGGGUUGCUGCAGGUAGCAGGACUGCUACAGGAAGCCUCGCCAGGAAAGCCACCACAAUCUGGCUCAAACUUGCCAGUUGUCUACGAUCAGAUUGUAAUGUACUUUACUAAGCGCCGAACCAGCGUAGGGCUACUCCCCGUAACUCACUGGUGGAGGCUCGAUCGCCGUCCCUGAUUCUUCAUAGCUUUAAAACCUGUGAUAUUUAUUAAAACCUCUUUGUAACACUAGUUUCCUAACACCAGUUUUGU
Messenger RNA from Cherax quadricarinatus, 1440 nucleotides. RefSeq names its product pro-resilin-like. Gene Ontology annotation, cellular component: extracellular matrix. The record is from RefSeq and is a predicted model, not a curated record. Lineage: Eukaryota; Metazoa; Arthropoda; Malacostraca; Decapoda; Parastacidae.